This is a messenger RNA of Sporisorium graminicola, 939 nucleotides long. RefSeq lists its product as uncharacterized. Bases 1 to 939 code for a protein of 312 amino acids. The record is from RefSeq and is a predicted model, not a curated record. Gene Ontology annotation, molecular function: proton-transporting ATP synthase activity, rotational mechanism. Gene Ontology annotation, biological process: proton motive force-driven ATP synthesis. The transcript is spliced from 3 exons. NCBI's taxonomy places the organism in Eukaryota, Fungi, Basidiomycota, Ustilaginomycetes, Ustilaginales, Ustilaginaceae.
AUGGCUAUGCUUCCUCGUGCCGCCCGCCCCGCCAUGGCGGCUAUCAACUCGGCUGCGCCCGUCGCCAUUGCUGCUCGUGCCGGCUUCCACUCUACCUCGGCUCAGGCUGCUUCUCUUCGUGACACUGAACAGCGUAUCAAGUCGGUUAAGAACAUCGAAAAGAUCACAGCAUCCAUGAAAAUGAUUGCCUCUACCAAGCUCAACAAGGCUCAACGUGCCAUGGCUGCUGCCAAGGCUUACGGUGCUGCCAACAACGAGAUCUUCACCAACUCGGAGGCCGUUGCUCCUGAGGGCGGCAAGCAGCUCUUCAUCGUCGUCUCCUCCGACAAGGGUCUUUGCGGCGGUAUCCACUCGUCCGUCACCAAGCGAACCAAGGCCGAGUUCAAGAAGAUCGGCGCCUCGGCCGGCGAUGCCAGCUCUUCCGACGGUCCCGCCGUCGUUGUUCUCGGCGAAAAGUCCAAGGCCCAGCUUGGCCGUGCUCUUCCCAAGAACAUUGCUCUCUCCUUCAACCAGAUCGGCAAGGACGUCCCGACUUUUGCCGAUGCCACCGCCAUUGCCGACCAGAUCAUCAAGUCUGGACUCCAAUUUGACAAGGUCAACCUCAUCUACAACAAGUACGUCUCGGCUAUCUCGUUCGAGUCGGACGUCAUCGAGGUCUUCUCCGAGGAUGCUUUGCGAAACGCUCCCCAGUUCAAGCUGUACGAGCAGGAGGACGACGUGACCAAGGACCUGGCCGAGUUUGCCUUUGCCAACGCCAUCUUCGCUGCCCUCGUCGAGGGUCACGCUUCCGAGAUCAACUCGAAGCGAAACGCCAUGGACAACGCUUCCAAGAACGCUGGUGACAUGAUCUCGUCGCUCAACAUGCUUUACAACCGUGGUCGACAGGCCGCCAUCACCAACGACUUGGUCGACAUUAUCACUGGUGCUUCGGCUCUUUAA